AUGAGAGCACCCCCACAGCCGAGAAAGUCGAGACAUCGGCUUAUGCUUCAGGUGUUACGGAAGUUCCACGAUACCGUGGGGCUUCAAAAAGUACGGAGCAGGUGGCACUUACACAAGGUUCAUAAAGUUAGUCGAGCUAAUGGUCGUGCUUCUACAUGCAAUAAGAAGGCCGAUGGUAACAAGAAGAAGCAUGGAGAUAUCCCCUUGAGUCCAAUCAGGUUGGAGGACAUCGCAAACCAGCCAAGCGGCAUCGAAACUCCGAAGAAGAGAAGGAUGCCAUUACUUAUAGCAUCUUUCCCUCGCGGUUGUGCAAAAUCGCCGAUGUUCAACGUGUUAGAAAAGAACAAGAGAUCCAAGCUCCUCCUCAGUCGCAGAAAAUAUAAGCUAAAGACCUUCAAUGGCGGCAAUGACGUAGGUAUGGCCAACGGGAAGACACCAAGGGUCCAUGCAGUAAAGCGCGAGGUGAUACAACAUGCACACAUGAAGGUUAACUAUCACCGGAAGGGUGUCGUAAAUUCCACCUGCGUCUUAGUAGACUCGCAAUCAAAACGACGUCCGGAAUACUUGACCUUUGGCCAGGCAUAUAGCUUGCGUCUAAACGAUUACCCAUCCCUAUCUAUUCGUCAUCCUGUUAACGUAUGA
Eremothecium gossypii ATCC 10895 is the source of this 642-nucleotide messenger RNA. RefSeq names its product Osw1p (gene OSW1). The transcript has a single exon. Lineage: Eukaryota; Fungi; Ascomycota; Saccharomycetes; Saccharomycetales; Saccharomycetaceae. Bases 1 to 642 code for a protein of 213 amino acids. The record is from RefSeq and is marked provisional.